AUGGCGGGAAUUACUUGUAGCCCAGACAUGGAAGUUUUCUCUUUCCUGAUUGGCUGCCAGGUGAAGGCUCACCAGGGACAGGAUUCCCAGCAGACUGAUCCUAAAGGUCAAAGGAAAGUGCGGGCCAGUGAGUGGCUUCCUGCUGCAACCAGCACCAGGCAGUGUCUGCGCUCAGACGCAGUGGAGCGUGGCAAAGGUAUCUUGCCAGGUGCAGAAUCAGUAGAAGGUGAAAAGGAAGACAGUGAUUCCUCCUGGGGUUCAAAGCCUUUUUCUGCAAUUGUAGAAAAAGUGUUUGCUGGUGGGCGGCGUCCUGCUGCAGACCACAGAGGAGGGGGCGUGCGCUCUGCUCCAGCGGAGAGCAGCAAAGGGGUCUUGCAAGCAGCAGGAAGAUCAAGAAAAAAUGAUAAUUCUUGGGACUCUGAGACUGAGUCUGAAGAUGAAGGGAAAGCGUCGGCUGCUGUCCAGCUGCCUGCUGCAAACAGCAACAGGUUGGAUGCGCCCUCUGCUGCAGUGGAACAUGGCAAAGAAGUCUUGAAACAAACAUGGAGAGAAGUGAAAAAGGAAGAGAGAGUCUUGCAGCCAGCAGCGGAGGAAGCAAAACAGGAAUACAGUGAUUCUCCCU
Messenger RNA from Zonotrichia albicollis (white-throated sparrow), 622 nucleotides. The record is from RefSeq and is a predicted model, not a curated record. NCBI's taxonomy places the organism in Eukaryota, Metazoa, Chordata, Aves, Passeriformes, Passerellidae.